Molecule: messenger RNA, 9402 nt
Organism: Corythoichthys intestinalis (scribbled pipefish)
Lineage: Eukaryota; Metazoa; Chordata; Actinopteri; Syngnathiformes; Syngnathidae
Product: pyroglutamyl-peptidase 1-like
Exons: 6
Coding region: 4946-5377 (143 amino acids)
Biological process (GO): proteolysis
Cellular component (GO): cytosol
Molecular function (GO): pyroglutamyl-peptidase activity
Source: RefSeq, a predicted model, not a curated record
CAUCGUUUUGGAGUAGGCCCACGUAAUUUAUAUGUAUAUAUAUAAUAAUUACUUAAUUGAAAUGUUUUGAAUGUCAGCUAAAUGUCAAUUUGCUAUCUUACCAAAAAAUAAAGUUUAAUGUUAUAAGUGUACUUAGGUAUUUAUAGUAUUAAUCGGUCCCGAUCCGACACCUCGGAUAUGUGUUUUGACAAAAAAAAAAGCACAUCCGAAUUUUAUACCCCCCAUUUCAACAAGGCUAACCCAACAUACAAGGAUUAUUAGUAUAAGCAAAAUACAGUGAUCCCUCGUUUUUCGCGGUUAAAGGGGACCAGAACCCGCCGUAAUAAGUGAAAAACCGCGAAGUAGCGCCCCCCUCACCCCCCAAAAUUUUUAGUCCAACAAUAUUUAUUUUUUGUGCGUUCAAUGUAUUUAUUCAGAUUUAUCUUUGGAAAGAUAUAUAUACACAUAUAUAUAUAUAUGAUUUUCAAGCACUUCAAAUGUAAUAAUUAUAAGUUUUAAACAUGUUACUAUCCCACCGAAUUAUUUUUAAAAAAAGAAAAAAAGUAGACGCCCAAUCCAUUAAAAAAAAGGUAAAAAUAUAAAUGCUUGUCUUCAUUAAAUGCUUCAUUGAGUGAGUCCACUCAAAUCUGCUCAAGCUGCUCACUUACAAUGAGUUGCCACAGCAAUUGUUUAACAAGUUAAACGAUGUUGACGCAUGCAGUACUUUGAAGUCUUGGCUUACAAGUCUCUGGCAAGAUCAAACCUUAACUGUAUGUCAAUCAUCAUAAACUUUAUUAAGCAACUCCAGUGAACUGCCUGACCAAGAAAAGCACAGGAGCGAGACUAAGGGACUACAUAAUCGGAUCAGGACAGCUCUAUAAUAUACAGCUUUUUUUUUUUUUUAUUGGAAAAAAAAGUUUCUUGACUCUUUUUGCUGAUAUAUUGCAACAUCCUAAUACCUCUGGAUUAUUUUGUUGUUAGUUGCCUUUAACUCAUUUACUGCUAUUGACAGCGAUAGACAUCCAAUCCUAUUUGGCCCCGGGUUGGAUUGGAUGUCUAUCGUCGUCAAUGGCAGCAAAUGAGUUAGUAUGUAAAAAUAAACACUUCAUAUCAUGACAUAUCUGCAAUCCUCUGAAAAUGUGACUGUGCCCAAUUUCCGGACACGUGAUCAUAUCGGAGACAUCUCUAAUCAUGAUUUUGGUACAUGAAUUUCAGUCUGAUUAUUCAAGUCGCUUCUGAUUUGCCCCAGCUCGCCUACUACUCUUACGUUAAUUGGGACCUUUUUUACAGCCUGGAUGGAAGACAAAAUGGAUCAAAGUAUCAAAUUUGUUUUUGUUACACCAGCGUCAAACGUAGUAUAAAAGGACAAAUUGACAUUUUAUUGAAAAAAAAUUUUAAUACAUUGGCUGUUAUGAUAACUUAAUAUGUUAAAAGUCAAUAAAACAUCAUAUAUUGUGUUAAGCAAAUAUUUGUCAAUAAAUAAACCUUGGGAAGGGAGGGAGCUGAAAUGUAGCGGAACCACUUCUUUUCAGUCACAAUGAAAAACCAAAAUAUCUAAAAAAGACAACAUGACACAGUACAUCAAUAUUUAAGUAAUGGAUUAGUCAUUCAAAAGUCAUUGUCGCUCUCGUCGAAUAGAGGUGGUCUCCUGCGUCCCCUGGAGGUAUGAGUUGCCCGAGACACACGGUCCUCCAAACUGUCGUCGUCUAAUUCUUUGCUCUCAUCCUCACCUUCGUCUUCAUCAUCAUCUUCAUCCACCUCUAUCUCACUGCCUUCUGACUAAAAUAGAGAAAAGACAGAAAAUCCAUUACAAAAAUUACACAUGGUAAUAAUGAUCUUUAAAGGAGAGAAACACAAUAACUACGUAAAGUACUAGUAAUGCUAUACACUCUAAUAUCCUGGAACUAGAUGUGCAAAUGAAACUGAACAAAUUUAAAAGGAAAAUCUGACAUGGAAACUCUUAGGCUACGCGACAGAAUAUUUCAGGAUGGAUAAUCUAUUUUGAGUACACAAAGAAAAAAACAAGAAUCAUCUAAGCACUAGCCCUGCACAAACCUGUCCUUUUGGUUGUUUUGGCCCUCUGGAAAUGGCUAAUUUGGGCUUUGAACAAAAAGGUGAGUGCAAAGAGUUGCGUGAGAAACAGAAAACAUGCCUUGAAAAGAAAAGAAAAUACUAAAAGAAAUGGUGUUCAGUGAACAAAGAUCAUAGUUAUACGGACUAUAUGAAUAUUUUUCUAACACUGGAGAGAUUUCGAUUUUUUGCAAAUACAGUGGUACCUCUACAUACGAAGUUAAUCCGUUCCAGGACCUUGUUUGUAAGUCGAAAUGGUCGUAUGUCGAGCAGGAUUUUCCCAUAGGAAUACAUUAUAAUUCCAUUAAUUCGUUCCACAGCCCAAAAACCUGCACUAAAUCCUUAAAAAAUACUGCUGGUGCUAUUACAAAUGGCAAUUACACGUAGCAAAACAAAUAAAUUAUAAAUCAAAAUUGGAAUAAUGUAAUAAAAAGAAUAAUAAUAAUUCCUGUAAUAGUGUAACGAAUCGGGUUCUAAUAAGGCGGACGUUUUUUUGUGUACCUGAACGCACCGCGGGGCUCACGUGCCAGAAACAGACCGGUGAGCUUGAGUUUCACUUUCACUUUGAAUGUUCUCUUGAGAACACCAUCAUUUGAGGCAGACAGCAGGCGUUUUGUGUUGAAUAAGUUGUAAAAGAAAUGAUGAAAACGUGGCGAAGCUGGCGAUUUCUUUGGAGACAAUAAGAAUUGUCAGCUUAAUUUAUAAAGACUGGCGAACGAUGGUCGGAGAUGGACCGUGGAGAUGUAUUGUUGAGCCAUUUCACGGAUGCCCACCCCACGCUCAUAUUUUUCUGUCAUUUGCAUCUUCAUUUCGAAGGUAAGCAUCAACUUUUUCCUUGUUUCACCACCUGUACCAACCUUUUCUGAAACCUGUGUUGAUUUGUCACACAAGAAAAUCCGCCGUGCAUUCGUCUGCGGUGCUGCCAUUGUCGUCGUAUUUCGAGCAUGUCGUCGGAUGUAGAAACAAAUGGCGAGUCAAAUUUUACGUCGGAUGUCGAAAAGUUCGUGUGUCGAAGCGAUCGUAUGUAGAGGUACCACUGUACUGUACCCUAUAUACAGUAUAUAUGUACAUAGGGUAACUUUAACUUCAAGAUCAAAAGUUUAAAAAAUCCCAGACCUAUUUCUAUUGUUUGGCUGCUUUUUUGGACAACAAAAAUGUGACAUGGAAAACCUGUCCCACUAAAUCAUGAAGAAAACUUAGCAGAACCACUUGUAUACAUUUAUGUUGAUGGGGAAUACCGGGCAAAAUAUUCACCAAUUUCAAGAGAAAACAUAGCAAUUGCAUCCUGAGUUAGGCCUCAUGAAAAUCCCGUGACGGGUGUUGUGCUAGGUGUCAAAUGUGGCCACAUUUCGUCAGGCCUGUAGAAUGAACGAUUGAACCUCUAUACCCCUACUGCUUGUUAGAAUUACCAAUGAUAUCCUCGAUAUAGCAUCGAUUUGCGUGAAAUUAUUUGUGCAUAUUAAAAUUAAAAAACAUGAAUUUACCGUGGUGUCCAAAACACAACAUGUUUAUGAAAUAUUUUUCUUGAUUUUAUAUAUUUAUGAAAACAAUAAUUUUUCUCAUAUUGGCCUUAAAAUCAAAGUUCGUUCUCAAUCCAAUCAGGCAUUUGCAUCGCAAAUCUUCGCACAAAAAUAAUGCUAAUUUCAAUUGUAUGGUGACCACUUCAAAUGUAUUCAGGAAGCUACUCAACAUCCAUUAGAAGUGGUGGACAGCCUUCAACUCAGCCGAGAUCCAACCAUCUGCAUCACAGCGUUGUCUAACCAUCAUCAAUCAGAAGAACAAUAAAUUGCAUUUGUACAUUAUUACUACUUAAGAGAUAACUGCACUUUUUGUGCAAAAUUGUUUUGUUUUGGAUACCAUGCGACAUGUUACAUACACAAGCUCAGAGCUACCAGUAUAUUGCCAUGAAGAUUUCAGAAUCUCAUCAUCCAUAUACAAUCUUGACUUACGUUUCUGUAUUAAGAAAUAGGAUGUGAUUGCAGAAGAGGGCUUCCAACCACCUUUCACAUAGAAGUAGUACUUACCUCAUCACUGUCUCCACCUUGCAUAUUCCCAAUAAAUCUUGUCCCUCUUCCUGGAAAGAAAUAUUUAUGUAUAUUAGUAAUAGUGUAGUAUGUAGUUUCAUAUGUGUAUUCACAGAUUUAUCAAAAUUGCAUAAAAAUGAAUGCAAUAACAAUGAUUUGAUUGAGAUUAACAGAAUAGUCAAAAUCGUAUCAAUACGCUAGGAAAAAAAUAAGUGGACAUACUGAACAAAUCGCUAGUCUGUUUUCCAGCCAUCAAGCCAUUUCGAGUGGGUCUUGGAUUAGAAGGCCGUGACUCUUCCAACUCACUGUCCAUGUCACCUUCAUCUUCAAGACCAUCCUCCUCGGAGUCCAAGUCUUUCACUGAAAUUGAUUUAAUUAAAAUUAAUGCAACUCCUUCCCAAUUUAGCGGCAUCGCGGAUGUCAGUCAUUUUGACAUUAUUUAAAGAUGUUAUUCAUGCUUUGCUUUCUGUGUGGUCCUCACAUGAGCUUCUCAUGAAAUCUCUGUCCUCCUCCUUCAGAUUUUGCUGCAUCAUCCUCAGAGUGUUUUCUGCAUCCUACGAGGAAAGCAAAUGGACAACAUACAGGGUCAAAGGUGGCAGACCCAUUGCACAUGAGCACGGCAAAUCGUGCAGGUGCUACAUUGAGAGGCUGAAGCAAUAUGACUUCAAAGCUAACCCUGGCUAGUGACAUAGUGACACAAAUACAGUUUUGGGCCUUUCGGAGAGCACACAGUCAAUGCCAGCUGGGUUGCAGUACAGGAGUUGAAGAAGCUUGGACUCGGCACUGAAGUUGACUUGGAAGUGUAUGAGGUUCCUGUAGAGUACCAGACAGUGCAGAGUUUAGUACCCUCACUGUGGAAGAAGUAUCAUCCAAUGCUGGUUGUUCAUGUCGGGGUAUCAGGGAUGGCCACCACUGUCACUUUAGAGAAGUGUGGAAGAAAUCAUGGCUACAAGGGCCUGGACAACAGUAGUUUCUGUCCUGAUUCGCAGUGUUGCGUUGUGGGAGGGCCAGACUGUAUUGACUCCGUUAUUGACAUGGAAACGGUCUGCAAAAGGGUAACUGCCUCUGGACUGGAAGUUGCUGUGUCUGUUUCCAAAGACGCUGGAAGGUAUCUGUGUGACUUUACCUAUUACACAUCCCUGUACAUGAGCCAUGGCCGCUCAGCGUUCAUUCACGUGCCUCCUCUUGGGAAGCCGUACAGCGGUGAAGACCUGGGCCGUGCGCUGCAAGCCAUUGUCCAGGAGAUGCUGGAACUUAUUGGUAACGCCAAGGAGAAGAUUCACUGCCAGCAGCACUUCCACUAAGUGACCUCUCGAUGCCAGCCAGCCUCUUCAGCCAAGCAAGACAGAUUGCACUCGACCACAAGUAGCCAAGUUCUUUCUUUUUCCUGUCCUGUCGGAUGUAAUGGAAACUUCAACGAGUCAGGACCUUUUUACUGUCUGUCCUUGAUUUCGUUUCCUAUUUAGCCCCUCAAUAAUGGAGAAUGGGUUUUCAUACUUUAAAGAUUCAAAUGUGUGAAUAUGUUUGGAAUUACCUCCAAUGCACAGGGAGCUUUGCUGUUCCCAAAAACCGAAGUUUCUGCAGAGCGCAGCAGAUUUACACUGCAUUACUCCAAAUGUGGCUACUAGUAUUGCACCUUAUAGUGUUAGGGUUUCUAAAAUGGUUACAGGAGUCACAUUUGGCAGCCUUAUUGAUUAAAUUAGGAUUUUUUUCAUCCUUACAUUUAAGGAUUUUGCCUUAUUCAUGUUUUACCAAAGCUUCCAGGUUACUUCUGAGGCUUUUGUUUUUUCAUUGUUAUUACACAAAUCACGACAAGACUGCAAACAGCACUAAUAAAUGAUUAGAUUAGUGUAUUCAUGUAGAAACUCGUAGCAUAAAAAAUUAUUUUGGAUAUUUUCUCCCAUCGUCUCUUAUCUGUAAUAUUUUACAUAUGAUGUUGAAUUGUUUCUGGACUCUUUUUCUUUAUAAGAAGUUGUGAAUAUACCUUCUUUUACAAAGGUGAUUUAAAAAUGGGAACGGGUUGGUUCCAGCUCACAUUCCCCCAGUUUGUGGACCAUUUCUCACCAAUAGACAAUAAUCCGGAUAUUUGCCAGUUUUUUUAGGUUCAUAAGGCUGCACAAUUGUUUGAGAAAGUAGAUUAUUGUGAUAUAUGUAUAAUCAAGAACAUUUAGAGCUUGUAGUCUGCUGAACGGUGGACUUGUGGUUAAUUAGGUUAAUUGAAGAAUUUAAAUUGUCAGUAGUUGUGAAUGCGAGUAUGAUUAGUUACAUGUGCCCUGCCAUUUAGCUAGUAAACAGUUUAGGUUGUAUCCCGCCCCGCACUUGUAUGAUGGAAUGGGCUCUAGCUCACUCACGUGCCAGUAUGAGCGGUACAGAAAAACGACAGAAUUUUCCUUUUUGUCUUAACAGUUUAACUGAAGAUGUGUAUGUUAUUUCUUGGAAGUAAACAAAAUUGGAAUGAUUGCACGAGUUGGAGGUGAAUCAAUACCUCAAUUAUGAACUCUACUGUUUUUUUCCCCCUCCAAUCACAAUGUUUGUUCCUCCAUCGACAUGUGCAGUCUGAAACUAUUUUCCUUCUUUGCAGCUUUCAAAAGUCAUCUAUUCCUACUCAAGGAAUAUACGAAUCUAUGUAAAAUUGUGUCAUAUUUGUGCAAGAAAUUUUCAUUUGUGCAGCACUUUGUUUUUCCAUUUUAGUUGAUUGGUUUUACAGUACACUCAAAACACUCCUUCAAAAAAAUACAAACCUAGUUUCUGCUCACACUAUUUAGUAUGGCAUAUAACAGAACGAAAUUCUGAUGAGAUAUACAAAUGUGUACGUUAAAAAAUGUCAUUCUUCCAAUUCUAGUUGUCAUGUUGCAAAAAAAAAACAAAACACAAAAGUGUUAAUUGUUGUUAAAAUUCUGAAAACUCAUGUUCACUGAUUGAAAAUGCAUAACGCUCAAAGUGUGAGCUCUCACUUAUGUUUAGCACUGCGUGUAGUUUGCAGACAAAACCGGUUGUUUAAAGCAACACUAGGUAACUAUUCAACCUUUAUAAAGGAUUUUCAUGACAUUUGGGAAAAUAUGACAAGUUGAAUGAUGCCUCUUUUAUAUCUUUAGGGGAUCUGUAUCACUUUCACCGGCACUAACUUUGAGGAAGGUGGCUGGAAGCCUGCCACACACAAAAAAAAACCCUACAAAUGUGCUGACUGCCUUACAGCAUGCGUCACUUCCCUCUUUCCCUAUUCAUUAUUAGGACUGAAGUCAAUGCGAACUCUUUCGUGCGAAUUCUGGAGAAAUGGCAGAGCAAAAAAAGACAAAAAGUUUUGUCUGAGGAGGGAAAAAAGGGAGGCUACCAUGAUAUACGGAAUAAAUAUUGGCCCGGCUUCACUGCCUCGCGUGACGCCUUCCCCCCCAGCCGAACUGAUGAGUUCGGGAGGGGUUGGGUUAGCUACAUUAAGCCACACGGUUGCUAACCGUCAUAUGCUAUUGUUUAGCCACAACUGUAUUCAUUAACUAUGCAUCCUUCACACAGUCGCUGGAAACAGAAAGUUGUUAAAUCCAUCUGCAGGCGACCGGGAGAUUGAUAGAUAAUUUUACGACACUGUGCGAGUGCGCGCUGGUCCUCAUGGGAAACGCAGUCUUCCUCAAGACAAAACACUACUGCUUUUUUCCACCGGCGUCGCUAGAAUCGACCCAAACUGAAAAGUUACCAAGUGUUGCUUUAAGGUGUUUGCCAUUAGUUUUGUAUUUUUGAGUUAUUUUCUCAAUAAUACUAACAAAUGUAGUAAAUCUGCAUCAUCUAUGUUGUUGCCACUAUCAAUUGUAAAUGUGAUUUUUAAUUGCUUUUUGUUGUUGUUGUUGUUUUUCUUUUUUUUUUCUCCCUUAAAUGUCAUCUGUUCAGCCAUGUUCAGUAGGCAUUAACUGACAUUAGUGGAUCAUCAACAUGACAAGAAAACUCUACUGAAAAUUUUCAGUAGAGUUUUAAUCAUGUGCAGUUUCAGCAACCUGAACUCCCCAAAUGGAUGUUUAUGGGAAAGCUGGAGAUUUGGAGAUUUUAAUUUGUUUUGGUUUGAAAACUAACUCUGCUCUUUUUGUGUUAUAGCAAUACUUGACAUGAGUCAGGCCAGUCAUUUUUUCCCCAUUUUUUUUUUAUAAAGCAGCAACCAGUAAUCUGAAGCAGAAUUUAUACAAUGCUUAACAUUUUUAUUAAACCACCAUUUGGUGUAUGGUUUAUGAAACAGCUGCUCAGUUCUAAUAAUUACGUACAGUGGGGAGAACAAGUAUUUGAUACACUCACAAUGGGAAAACCCAUUGGCAGUGUAUCAAAUACUUGUUCUCCCCACUGUAUAUUUUUUGUUUAUUCAUUUUUCAUGUUUCUGUCCAUACCAGUUAUAUAUUUAGAAGUUAUUAAAACCAAAGUCAGGGCUAACAUAAGAUAAAAAAAUAUAUAUUAAAAAAUGUUUUUUUUUUCUUUAUGCAAAACUAUAGUUAUUCCUGAACAGAAACAAAACGUGUUUUGUUUGCCUUCUUGUAGAUUAGCCAGUCCAGUAACAUGGCCCAAAUACUAUACAAUAAGAAAGAGCCUGCAUUACAAAACUCCAUAAUGUUAGCUGGUUUCUUCUCCUUUUUAAAACCGGUGGUUUAUUACGUUGAUCAAGCACUACAUUAAGUUUAACUCAUUGGCUGCCAUUGGCAGGAAUGUUCAUUUGCUGCCAACCCUCCCAAUUCGAAUGGAUUAGACGUCUAUUAGCAACAAACUGAUUUAAAUUCACAACAAAAGGAUGAAAAGAGAAACAUGAUUGGAUGUCUAUAAACGUCAAUGGCACUGAAAGAGUUGAUCUUUGUUGUGUGUUUAAUUGUUAAUUGGGCAAUUUUUCAGAGCUGGUAGGUGCUAAUGUUUAAUGGUUUGUAGCAUUGUGAGUGCAAAUACAGUAUGUGAAUAGUUUGAAAUGUAACUAAAUAGUUGCUCACAAAUGUAUAGCUAUUCUGUUCCAAGUGACUUCUAACCCCUCUAACUCCGUGCCUUGCUGUUAUUUAUUUUUGUUUGGAUAAGGCCUUUAAUGUUGGGUGGCUUGUCAGUUCAAAGAUAUAUUUUGAUAUAUUUCAGGCAAAUGUAUAGCUACCUCAAAACUACUUUGUAAUCUCAAUGUGGCUCAACAUUUUGACUGUGAGUUAUUAUUAUAAGUACUGUACCUCUGUGAAAGAACACUUCCGUAAAUGGCAUGUUCUCUGCUUCUGACAUUAUCAAAGCACUGUUACAAUAGUAAAAUUGGCGUUAUAUGAGGAAAGGCUUUUAAAUAAAGAUAAUUGAGAUGUUCAAAGCUCAUCUGUGUCCCAUUUUAAUUGAAACA